AUGUUAGCGGCAUUUUGUACAAAACAUGGCAAUGAUUGGGACUUAUGGCUAAACGCAGUAGUUUUCGUGUACAACACUAGUCGACAAGAAUCACUACAAACCUCUCCAUUUGAAAUAGUUUUUGGACGUAUUCCAAGAUUACCGUUAGAAUUAGAAUUAGGACUCCCACUGAAAGAUCCCAGUACGCGAUCAGAGUACACUCAGUCGCUUAGGAAGAUAUUUAAGGAGGUGAGGGAGGUAGCAAGGCAGAAUUUAGAGAAUGCAAGAACAAAAGAGAGAAAAUGUAGCGAAGAAAGAAUUCGGACAUGGAGCCCUUUCGCCCCAGGGGAAACAGUAUACCUGCGCAGACCGAAAGGAUGGAAAUUGGGGGCGAAGUGGAUUGGGCCAUUUGAAAUUGUUUGUAGGAUGGGUGUUGUUUACAAAAUAAGGUCGAGCAAAGGUAAGAUUACGGUGGUUCAUCAUGAUCGGCUAAAGCGUGGCUAUGCACCGGUGAAUGGCGGCAAUGUUGUUUGCCCUGCUCCAGAACUUGGGGGUGACCGGGUGGUUUACACUGCUCCCACAGACGACGUUCAACCUAAUUGCGACAAUGCUCCACAUAUCCCACGGGUUAGGCCUAGGAAUCUCAGGCAAAACGUUCAUCCGCCUGAUCGGUACGGCUUUGCUGCGUAG
Molecule: messenger RNA, 669 nt
Organism: Paramuricea clavata
Lineage: Eukaryota; Metazoa; Cnidaria; Anthozoa; Malacalcyonacea; Plexauridae
Source: the annotation of a GenBank genome assembly